AGUAUUUAAAAUGUUCAAAUCUUCAUUGCGGGCAUUUUCCACUUCAAAAGCAGCGAGAACUCUACUUGAAAGAGAGCUCUAUCAAGGAAACUCGGUUGUCCGGUUCAUUUUAAACGAUAAGAAAGUGAACACGCUGUCCCUGGCAAUGAUCAAUGAACUAUUUGCGGAGUUGAAGGCUAUUGACAAGAUUGAAAAAGUGGGUGUUUAUGCUGAAACUGAAAAAGAUAGAACAAUUAAGGUUCGAUCAGUAAUUAUUGCUCAUAAUGGCAAAUCCUUUUCCGCCGGACACGAAUUGAAAGAGCUCACUACAGAGAGCGGGUCUGAUAAACACAAUGAAAUUUUCAACACGUGCGGUGACAUGAUGAACUUCAUCCGCAAUAUGAAAGUUCCUGUGAUUGCAGAAGUUAAUGGGACUGCAGCUGCGGCUGGCCUACAGCUUGUUGCCUCCUGUGAUGUCGUUGUUGCUGGAAAAAGUUCGAAAUUUUUAGUUCCAGGACAGAAGCUCGGAUUAUUCUGCUCGACACCUGGAAUCGCUCUUGUGCGUGCAGUACCACGUAAAGUAGCAAUGGACAUGCUUCUGACUGCUCAACCAAUCGACUCGGAAGCUGCUCUUCGAAGUGGACUUGUCUCCCGCGUGGUUGAAGACGAUCAAGUCAAGUUCGAAGCGCUCAAUGUCGCCGAACAAAUUGGGCACUUCAGCCGCUCAGUGACGGCUCUUGGAAAAGCGUUCUUCUAUACACAAGCAGAAUUGAGCACUGUGGAUGCGUACAGAUAUGGUUCCCGAGUGAUGGUUGGAAAUCUGAAGCUCAAGGAUUGCCAAGAAGGAAUUUCUGCAUUUAUUGGAAAACGACCUGCAGACUUCGAGCACACAAACGAUCUUGUUGAGGAAGUGAAAAAGAAUUAAAUUUAUCUUCUUCCUUUAGCCUCCAUAAUUGUGUAGAUUUUUAGAAGUUUAUUCUUUGUUUGUUUCGUUAUUUCGUUAUUAUAUCGUGCCUUUUCCACUGUUUACGAGUUUUUAUUGACUGUCCUCCCUUCUAAAUAAACGUAGUGCAAUCGCG
Molecule: messenger RNA, 1058 nt
Organism: Caenorhabditis elegans
Lineage: Eukaryota; Metazoa; Nematoda; Chromadorea; Rhabditida; Rhabditidae
Gene: ech-2
Product: Enoyl-CoA hydratase domain-containing protein 3, mitochondrial
Exons: 5
Coding region: 11-904 (297 amino acids)
Cellular component (GO): mitochondrion
Source: RefSeq, marked reviewed